Sturnus vulgaris (Common starling) is the source of this 7896-nucleotide messenger RNA. NCBI's taxonomy places the organism in Eukaryota, Metazoa, Chordata, Aves, Passeriformes, Sturnidae. The record is from RefSeq and is a predicted model, not a curated record.
GCUUGCAGCAUUUUGCUUUUCUUCCCCUUCAGAAAGGAUGCAGAGCUGUAUGCCAUGCAGGCAUGGCAGCAAAGGUAGUGGCCAUGGAAGGGUUUGUUCUGGAGAUGGAUUUCUUAAUUCUCCAUGACCGUUUCUGUUACGUUAGUGCAGCAUGAGUGCAUGGCAACCAUUAAUUUAUUCAUAUCACAGCAAUGUGAGGAAGUGUUGUGAAUUCACUUGGAGAGUCAAGCAAAGAGUAAGGAUUAAAGUGUCCAAUAGUCUUGAUCUUACACAUUGUCAGCAUUUUGGAACAGUUUCCUUAUGCAGGCAGAAUAUCUCUACUCUUCCAUUUUCAAAACUGAUUGCUUUGUGUCUCUGUAAGUUCAAGCUUAUUAAAGUAUGAAAAUGGGAAACUUAAAUAUGAGGAGUCUACAUGGUUUGGCUGAAGAGGCCUAGUGUAUGUAUGAGUUUAUAAUCAAGACACUCAGAGCUGCCUUUGUCUGGCUUACUGUAAGGCCGCCUUUAUUUGUACAUGCAUCUCUGUCUGCUUUUCUGCAGGCAAAGAAGUCCCCUGUUAGCUCUGUGUCCCAGCCUCUCUGUUCUGUGGUAUCAUGUAAGCCAGUUAGUGCAGCACCUGAAUACACAUCUUUUUCUUAUAUGGCAACGCUUAAAAUGUAUGACACAGUGUUCAGUGGGAAUGGUGACCCAGACAAAAUCUGUAGCAGACUGGCGUGGCAGCUUUUUAGAAGUUGGUCUCAUACCUGUUAUCAGAAGGGCUGAGUUCUGUUUGCAGGCUGGCAUGAAUAAAAGAAGGCUGUAAAGGUGUUUAUAUAGUCUGAGCUCCCUGAGCAUCAGAAGUCAGCUUUGAUGAGCGUGAACUAAAAAGUUCAACUGUUGGACAUAAAUCCUAAAGUUUGGAUUCUGUUCGACAGCCGUUUUCCUCUUAACAGAUACUUGGCAGAUUAAAUUGCUGUCUGGGUCAGAUGGCUCUGUCAGUAUUCCAUCCGAUGAGGUGAAACUACUCUUGAGUGUUCUUGUCUACACCUUUCAUACCCCUACUGCCAGACAGUAAUAUCACAGGCUUGUUUGUUUCAGAAGGGGCUGUUCUAAUUGGGGUGCAAUAAAAGGAUGAUGUAAACCUGAUUGUUUCUUUUUGAAGCAGGAUUCUCUGAAAUAUCCACACACUAAAGAUUGCUCUUCCAUUUGCUUUUCUGCUGACUUCCACAGUUCUAAGAGGAAAGUGUGUAUGGCCAUCUGAAGCACUUAGAUGAAGUCUUGUGCAAGUUAUUAAACAGAGUGUUUUGUGGAGGAUUUCUGUCCCAAGUUGUCAUGAUUCAGUUCUCUUUGGAGCCUGGCUUUUCUGGAGAGAGGCAAAUGAUGUGAAUAUGAGAGCACCUUGCAGGAUGCUGUUUCAGGUGGGGGAGUCAUGUUAUGUUCACUUGACAGCUGGCUCAAAAUGGAGUAAUUCCCAUUUCUAAUGUUUGGGAAGAGCAGCUGUGAGGUACAGUAAGGUCCUUGGGUUCUCAAAUUUACUCUUAACCAUGCUACUGAAGUAGCCUACGUUUCCUUCAUUCUUUUACUUCUAUAAUUGUAGGGUAAGAAAGCAAAAAGAAUAUGCAGAAGUGUGAGACCAUUAUGAAGCCUUUAGAGACAGUAGAAGUUUUACAGACCUCUUUCUUCUCUCAGAGGAUGCCAGCCCCCAUCAGACUGCGGGAGUUGAUCCGGACCAUCCGGACAGCGAGAACCCAGGCAGAGGAGCGUGAGAUGAUCCAAAAGGAAUGUGCUGCUAUCCGCUCAUCCUUCCGAGAGGAAGAUAACACAUACCGGUGCAGAAACGUGGCAAAGCUGCUGUAUAUGCACAUGCUGGGAUAUCCUGCACAUUUUGGACAGUUGGAGUGCCUCAAGCUUAUUGCGUCUCAGAAAUUCACAGACAAGCGCAUUGGGUAUUUAGGUGCCAUGUUGCUGCUGGAUGAGAGACAGGAUGUUCAUCUUCUUAUGACCAAUUGCAUCAAGAAUGACCUUAAUCACAGCACGCAGUAUGUGCAGGGGCUGGCACUUUGUACUCUUGGCUGCAUGGGCUCCUCAGAAAUGUGCAGAGACCUUGCAGGAGAGGUGGAAAAGCUCCUCAAAACUUCCAAUUCCUAUCUUAGGAAGAAGGCAGCGCUGUGCGCUGUCCAUGUCAUCAGAAAGGUGCCUGAACUUAUGGAGAUGUUCCUGCCAGCCACCAAAAACUUGCUGAACGAGAAGAACCAUGGUGUUCUUCACACAUCAGUUGUCCUCCUCACAGAGAUGUGUGAGAGAAGCCCAGACAUGCUUGCACACUUUAGAAAGAAUGAAAAGCUUGUUCCCCAAUUAGUUCGUAUUCUGAAGAACCUUAUCAUGUCUGGAUAUUCACCAGAGCAUGAUGUGUCUGGGAUCAGUGACCCCUUUUUGCAGGUACGAAUCCUGCGGUUACUAAGAAUUUUAGGGAGAAAUGAUGAUGAUUCUAGUGAAGCAAUGAAUGAUAUACUUGCACAGGUUGCCACUAAUACAGAAACAAGUAAAAAUGUGGGAAAUGCCAUUCUCUAUGAAACUGUGCUGACUAUUAUGGAUAUAAAAUCUGAGAGCGGCCUGAGAGUCUUAGCCAUUAACAUCCUAGGCCGUUUCUUAUUAAACAACGACAAAAAUAUUAGAUAUGUAGCUUUGACGUCAUUAUUGAAAACUGUGCAGACAGACCAUAAUGCAGUACAGCGGCACCGAAGCACCAUUGUGGACUGCCUGAAGGACCUGGAUGUCUCCAUUAAAAGGCGUGCAAUGGAACUCAGUUUUGCUCUUGUUAACGGGAACAAUGUCCGUGGAAUGAUGAAGGAGUUACUGUAUUUCCUAGAUUCUUGUGAACCAGAGUUCAAGGCAGACUGUGCAUCUGGAAUAUUUCUUGCAGCUGAAAAAUAUGCUCCUUCCAAGCGCUGGCACAUAGACACAAUUAUGAGAGUCUUAACAACGGCAGGAAGUUAUGUUCGUGAUGAUGCUGUUCCCAAUCUGAUCCAGUUAAUAACUAAUAGUGUGGAGAUGCAUGCCUACACUGUGCAGAGACUCUACAAAGCCAUCCUUGGAGAUUACUCCCAGCAACCCCUGGUACAAGUUGCAUCCUGGUGCAUAGGAGAGUAUGGAGAUCUUCUGGUGUCUGGUCAGUGUGAAGAGGAGGAACCAAUACAGGUAACAGAGGAUGAAGUUCUUGAUAUUUUAGAAAGCGUCCUGAUAUCUAAUAUGUCUGCAUCUGUGACACGAGGCUAUGCUCUCACUGCCAUCAUGAAGCUUUCCACAAGGUUCACCUGCACUGUCAAUCGCAUUAAGAAGGUAGUUUCCAUCUAUGGCAGCAGCAUUGAUGUGGAGCUACAGCAGAGAGCUGUGGAGUAUAAUGCACUUUUCAAGAAAUAUGAUCACAUGAGGCCAGCACUGCUUGAGAGAAUGCCAGUAAUGGAGAAAGUCACCACAAAUGGCCCUGCUGAGAUUGUACAGACCAAUGGAGAGACAGAGACAGCAGUACUGGAAACCAAACCUCCACCCUCUGGAUUGCAGCCUGCUAACCAGGCAAAUGAUUUAUUGGACUUGUUGGGGGGAAGUGAUAUAACACCUGUAAUUCCCACUGCACCUACAACCAAGCCAGCCUCUGCUGGUGGGGAGCUGCUUGACCUCCUGGGAGACCUCAACCUAACAGGUUCUCCAGUAUCUGCCCCUGCGCCCCAGAUAGCACAGCCUCCGUUCCUGCUCGAUGGACUUAUAUCUCAGCCUCUCUUCAAUGAUAUUGCUGCAGGAAUCCCCUCCAUUACUGCAUACAACAAGAAUGGGCUGAAGAUUGACUUCACCUUUGAGAGGUCGAACACCAACCCUAGUGUCACUGUAAUCACGAUACAGGCCUCCAACAGCACAGAGCUGGAUAUGACAGAUUUUGUUUUCCAAGCUGCAGUACCAAAGACAUUCCAGCUGCAGCUUCUGUCUCCCAGCAGCAGUGUCAUCCCUGCAUUUAACUCUGGGACCAUCACACAGGUCAUUAAAGUCCUGAAUCCACAGAAGCAACAACUACGUAUGCGGAUCAAGUUGACAUAUAAUCACAAGGGCUCAGCAAUGCAGGAUCUAGCAGAAGUCAACAACUUCCCCCCUCAGUCUUGGCAAUGAGGCUCUGGCACCAUUCUUACUCUCAUCCCACCCAAUCAAAAGAACUCUGGGAAGAAGGUUGUGAUCCUUGGCAAUCCCCCAAACUGCACCGUGGGCAUGGGGAACAAAUGAGACCUGCUGAUGAGGAGGAAUUUUCCUGAAGUGAUUGCUGACUUUGAAGCAUAUCUGUUAAGACUAAUCUCCUCUCCUCUGCUGAUGAGGCUGGCGGCUUGUGGAGGCUACUCUGCACUCCCUCACACAUGCAUUCACAGCCAGAAGCAACAUUCCCUUCUCCCCUUCCCCACCCUCUUUCCCUCUCAAAAAGGAAUACAGCCUGGUUGGAAGAGAAGUCUGGAAUUUCUAGCAGGGAAACUUUUCUUCUCUCUGCAGCAAGUGAGCAGUUGCUCCUUCUUUCUGCUGUCUUUUUUUCCCUAGGGUGGGUAAGGCGUGUUGUCAUUCAUUUCUAACUGGAUUCCUUCAGGCAUUUUCAUCUGAGACUCAGAUGGGGUCUUGGGGAAUGUCAGGCUCCCCGCCUCUUUCUUCUUAUAUCCCCUAGGUCUUAAGGGGCUGGAGGCUUCUUAUGACCUACUCAGUGCAUUAUUGUAUACACCCACUUCUUAGUUAUGUGCUGCAUACCAAGAGCAAGUGAGGCCUUUGGAGUUCAUCUGCAAACCUGGGACACAGUGCAGGAGAAGAGGUGCUGGUAAGAGUUGGUAAAAUUGUUUUGGUGCUGUACUUGGAAAUGAAGCCCUUACACCUGAAUUGUCUUUCCUUCCAUCAGUAGCCACAGCCAUGCAGAUUCAGAGUCUUCUGUAGCUUCGCCAGAAAGUGAAGUGAGUUAUGAGAGAUGUAGAGAUAAAAGGAGCAGCUGAUUUUCUACCACAUACGGUUUCAAAGUCUUUCAACCUGUUAGUUGUGGUUUAUGGGUAGAAAAGACACACUCAAUUUUGUAGACCAGUUUCUGGGCAAAGGCUUUGCUCCUGCUGGGAGACUCAUCAGAGACUAUGCUGCAAAGUUGUUCUUCCUGGUUAUUCCAGAACUUCUCGCAAAUUUUAUUUCCAGAGCCUGUUGUAGACCCCCCUGGGUUCCAUUUGAGUUACUUCUGACUGGGAUAUUUGUGUUGUAUCUGUAAUAUUGGCACUGAAAUAAAGACCAUGCAGUUUAAAGAGACCUUUUCCCAUUUUUUUUACUUAGUUGAUCCUUGCUCCCCUUUCAGAAUAAUGUGCCAGUUCAGGUUCAGACUGACAGUAACUAAGCUAUGUUUUGAAGAGAGGGCAGUUGUUUGAGUACUUGGAUCCAAAGGUGCAAGGUGUGGUUGGUACCCCUCUGAGCUCGCAGAAAGCUCUGUUCAGGCAUGUCCCUGUGGGAACUCGUGGGAGGUGCUGCGAUUCUGGGCAGUCCUUUGGAGGUGAUGUGUAAAGCAUAGUGUGACAAACUUCAGACGUUCAGUGCUCUUUAAGGUAUAUCUUAGAUCUUCAUUUGUGAGUGUGCUGGUAAGCUGAAGGUGGGGCACUUCUGCUUCAGUUCUGUUCUAGGGCUUUCCAGAUCACUGAGUGCUCCGAGGACAAGCUUAGACGUAGCUUCUUGUGUCCACAGAAGUGUUAACACUGGGCUCCUGAACUUGCCAAAAAUUUUGCAAGAGUGAUCCACCAAGUGCUUAGGGAAAACUGAAGACCUGUUCUGCCUUUGAAUUGGGAGCAGGAGGCCACUGAGGGUUGUUCGGUCUGGUCUUAACUGCAUUAAGCAAUAUAAUGUAGGACUCUCACUGAUUUAAGUGCUGGUCCAUGUGUAACUGGAGUAAAUUUAUCUUUUCUUGAAGGGUAUUUUUGCUACCUUACCGGUUGAACUGGUUUGGGCCUUUGAAUUAGCAAAGAGCUUUUUAGCUCCUGGAACUGGCAUCUGUGCAGGGUUAUAAGAGCUAUAAGAACAAUGUAUGAUUUCCUUAAGAUUAACUUUGGGUUGUGGUAGGGUCAUACCUUGGCUAUCAGUGGUGAGAUAAAUCCUGUGCUUAGCUAGAAGCAUCAUGAAGCAGGCAGUUUUGCAGGAAAUGGCUGAAUCAGGGUCCAUUUCUGGUGCUGAGCAUUUAGCUUAAUCGUUUUCACUGCAGUUGUGGCUAUUCAUUGUCCCACUGGCUCAAACUCAACGUUGAAGACUGAGCAUGUUAAAUCCAUACCCCAGUGAGCUCUGGAGGUGUCCCAGAUGAAAAGCUAAUGGGAAGUCUUUGCCUUGGUUCCUGAACUCCUCAUAAGCUCUCCCAUCCUCUUCACAGAGUUGUACAUGUUCGCUCUUACUGAAAGCCAGCAUCCCUCACUCUCCCUUUGGUUUUGCUGGGAAAGAGCACUGGUACAGGAAAUUAGAUGGGAAGGAAGAAGAAAAUGCUCUCUUGCCUGGCCAAUUUGUUGCAGCAGAGUUGGGAACAGUAUAUUUUGUCCCUCUUGUCCUGCUUGCUUUCUGUCCCCUCGAGCAGCUGGGGUUUGCUGUCUGUCUCUGGUAAGCUGCAGGGUGAAUUCUUUCUGUUCUUGGCUCCUUCAGCCACCCUUGCACUGUCUGUGGGGAAAUGGGCAUUUGGUCAUGUAUUUGAGUCGGUCGAGCUGGAGGAGGCAAUGCGUGUACCCAAAAUACGUUUUGCAGGAAGCCAUCCCUUGGCUAUGAAGUACUCUUUUGUAGCAGCCAAACAAUCCAGUUGUCCUUGGAGCUUUCCUCACUAAGGGAUGGAUGGAUGCUGACCUUACACAAGAAGGCUUCACACCUUCCCCUCUCUGCAAUACCAGAUAAUGCUGCUUGCUCCUUCACCCCCAUGUGCAUUUCGAGCUCUGUGCUGUUGCUGUGGUUUUCCUCUGGAGAGUACUCACAUGGCUGAGGCACUCCAAGCAUAUGCUGAGUCCUCUUCCUGCCGGUUGAGUGAAACAGUUCUUAGAGCUCUGGUCAACGUUUUUCUUGCUCCAGUGUAAGGGGGAUAUAAAGGCAGCAAGGUAUGGACUUCAUGGCUAAUCUUACUAGUGUCUUGCACGGGAGGCUUCAGAACUGGGAGACAUUGGAUGUCUUUUUUUCCAAGUGAAUGUAUUUAGAGUCAAAAGAUGGCAGAAACAAUAGAGGCCAUAAUGGGCCUGAAGGGGGAGGAGACGUGGAAAGGUCCUAAAAGUUGCCUUUGUCCAGGUCUUGGCACAAAAUAUGGCCUUGAACAACUUACUGAAGCAAUAGCAGUGAAGGGAGUGUCUUUACAGUACCUUGGAUCUAUAACCCAGAAGAUACCGAAGCAGCUGGGGAAGGUAGCAGUGCCUUCCCUAAGGCAGGUACUGGCUGUGAGCCGCGGCAGCAGUGACGCUGGUGCACUUCUGUGUGUUCAUUUUCUACUUGGAGGCUGUGAGGGAAGGAGCUACUAGACUGCUUCCCUUUUAACUUUCACUCUAUUCCUGUGUAUUCUUUUCUCUUUUGUGAUGUUGCAAUUUAAAUUUUACACAGAGCCCCAUCCCACCUCUUUGACAGUAUAGAGAAAAAAAGGCAAACGAAGAACUACUACAAUGCAAACCCCCAACAAACCCACCAAAUUUAAAGUGAAAAACAUGGCUUUUGAGGCAGUAUGCCUGUUGGCACUCAAAAUUCUGGAGACCUAUUUUUGAGAUGUGAAAAAUUUAAGUAAAUGCUGAGUCAUAGGUGAGUGAGGAGCUUAACAGAUGUAAACAUUUACAUGGGAUGCAUUAGACUUCUGCUGUGUGUAUUGUCUUUUGGUUGAAACAAAUUAUGAGUGACUAAUAAAAUGAGUCAAUAUUCAAUGAUUUAAAA